This is a messenger RNA of Achroia grisella, 710 nucleotides long. Its product is annotated as mitochondrial pyruvate carrier 2-like. Gene Ontology annotation, molecular function: pyruvate transmembrane transporter activity. The record is from RefSeq and is a predicted model, not a curated record. The transcript has 3 exons. Gene Ontology annotation, biological process: pyruvate import into mitochondria. The coding region runs from base 179 to 529 and encodes 116 amino acids. Gene Ontology annotation, cellular component: mitochondrial inner membrane. NCBI's taxonomy places the organism in Eukaryota, Metazoa, Arthropoda, Insecta, Lepidoptera, Pyralidae.
UUUAAUCUAAUUUUUUAUAGUUAGUUUGAGAACUUUGAUAAUUUCAUUUACAUAAAAUAAGUAUUCAAUAUAUCACAGGGUCUCGCAUUGUAGUCUCAAAUUCUUUGCUAUAAUUUUAGUACUUCCCUAUAAGUAAGUGCCUAAAUUGCAAAAAUAAUAUUUAAUUAAAAACAGAAAAAUGUCUAGAGUUUACAAGGGAAUUAUAACAGUUGCAGACAAAUUUGUACCUUCAAAAUUACGUCCAUUAUGGGAACACGAUGCUGGUCCAAAAACAGUGUUCUUCUGGGCUCCUGCGUUCAAAUGGGGUCUAGUCUUGGUGUCUCUAGAUGAAUACCGUCGGCCGUUAGAGACCGUAUCUCCCACGCAAUCUGCAACACUCGCCGCAACUGGCCUCAUCUGGACUCGCUAUUGUCUCGUUAUCAAACCUAUCAACUAUGCGUUGUCACUCUGCAACUUCUCAUUGGGCUUGGCUAAUGGAGUACAAUGCUUCAGAGCCGUUAAUUUUCAAAGGAAAUUAAAAGCAACGUAAAGGUUCCAUUAAGUCUUGAUUAUGUAACACAGUUGCUAACAGAUGUGCCUUGAAACAGAUUAAAGUAUAAUUUUUGAGAUUAUAGAAUGAAAAAAACUUUUAUAGCCAUACAAAAGCAACUGUAACAUACAGGUAUGUUAGAAUUAACUGCAUAAUUAUAAAAUAUAAUAGACAUAGGCGA